GGUGGUGGGUCCCCAUGUGACCAGACAAAGGGAAGAAGGAGCCAGAGCCAGGCGGAGGAGGAGGAGAGCAGCAGCAGCAGCCUGCGCGGGAGACUGAGCGGGGCGCCGGGAUUCGAACCCACAGCAUCUAGCCAGAAUGCAGGUCCGUGGGCUAUUUGUCCUCUUGGUUCUGGUUCUUCUGGUGGCAUCUUCACAGGCUGGCAAGAAUAAAAAAGACAAGGUGAAGAAAAAUGGCUCUGAUUGUGAGGAAUGGCGCUGGGGCCCCUGUGUCCCAAAUAGCAAAGACUGUGGUGUUGGCUUCCGUGAGGGGACUUGUAAUGAAGAGACCAAGAAGCUCAAGUGCAAGAUCCCCUGCAACUGGAAGAAGGAAUUUGGAGCUGAUUGCAAGUACAAGUUUGAGAGCUGGGGUGGUUGUGAUUCUGCAACAGGUCUAAAGGCCCGUUCGGGUACUCUGAAGAAGGCUCUGUACAAUGCUGAGUGCCAGGAAACUAUUCAAGUGACUAAGCCCUGCUCUCCUAAGACCAAGUCAAAAUCCAAAGCCAGAAAAGGAAAGGGGAAGGACUAGAAGGAUGGAUACAGCCCCGCCAUCUUCAGGGCAUGGUGCUUGAACCCACUUGGACACACACCACUUGGAGCUGCAGCGUGGUCCCUCCCAGCUCGGCGAUGUUUUGCCAAAUCCCACUUAUUCUUCUGCCUCCACAACUUUGCCCUUAACUGAGAUACCAUUUCUAAUCACUAGUUUUAUAGAGAAGCCACCCCACCCUCUUCUGAUGAAGGUGCUAUUGACCUUCCCUUUAACUUCUUCUGCUGUCCCUGACUCUGCCACCUUCACCCCAGGCAUUUGUACCCCAGUGUUCUUUGCUCUGGUUCAUUUCCCAUAAUUCAGUCUGAUGUGUUUUGAGAUAGAUUGGGCAGAGAUGUGGCUAGUGCUAUUCAACUUUGGUAUCCCUUGUCAGAGCCAGAUGGCCUUCUGGUACAACUCCGGGCAAUUUUGUCUUGCCAUAAGCAAAGCCAUCCAUUAAAAUAGCCAAGGAAACUGGCUCAUUUUGGGGGAUGCAAUGGGGAAGGGAAGAAUUAUGAAGAAAACAGUGGGUCAGGAGCCCCACCUUGACCUAAAUAAAGAUACCGUAUGCAGGACCAGGAUGUUGACUUCUUUGGUGUUGUUCCUGCCCCACUUAGCUUUACAAGGGACUUGGGUUGUGAUCCUGUAUUUUCUUACCUGGAAAUAAGUGUCAUUGGACUCAGUGGGACUUCCUUCUCAAUAGACAUUCAUAGGAUUGCAUUGUAAAUCUGCCCACCCCCCUUCCCAUGGUGUAUGUAUGUACAUGUGCAACUUUUUCCUUUCCCAGCUCUCUCCAAUACAAGCUGGUUCACAAGCAGACUCAAUGUGAGGAGGUGUGUCUGUGUGUGUUUGUGGCUCUGAUCUCCACGUUUGUUUGGUCUUUUAUGAAUAAGCCAUGCAUCACAGCCCCUUCAGCAUCCAGGAAAGAACCUCCCGAGAGUUAAAGGAGCAUUGUUUCUUUUUCAAGCAUUGUGUUCUCAUUUCUCCUUGUCUAUAUUCUUGCUGGGAUGCUGUGGCUUUCCUUUCCUUUUCUGGUGCUGGGUAAGCCCUCCUGCUUUUUACAAUUUCCCCACUUUUUUCCAAUAAAAGUCUUUUUACAAAAA
Messenger RNA from Sceloporus undulatus (fence lizard), 1665 nucleotides. RefSeq names its product midkine (gene MDK). The coding region runs from base 137 to 565 and encodes 142 amino acids. The transcript has 5 exons. NCBI's taxonomy places the organism in Eukaryota, Metazoa, Chordata, Lepidosauria, Squamata, Phrynosomatidae. Gene Ontology annotation, molecular function: growth factor activity. The record is from RefSeq and is a predicted model, not a curated record.